Messenger RNA from Coregonus sp. 'balchen', 2275 nucleotides. The record is from the annotation of a GenBank genome assembly. NCBI's taxonomy places the organism in Eukaryota, Metazoa, Chordata, Actinopteri, Salmoniformes, Salmonidae.
GUUAUUUUUUCCAACCACGUCGUACACCUACCCGCGGACAAAGUAUUUUGAUUGGUGUGGCUGCCUCCGGACGGUUGUUGGUAGGAAGGAAGUAGCCUACAGAUUCUGACCGCACUCUCAGCUCAAUACCGCCGUAGAAAUGUGAUGGAUUAGAAAAAUAUGUGCCUCGGUUGUCAAUAUGUUCCCCGGCGUUUUCUAUGCGCUCCUGGCGGGGUUUCUCGGGGCUGUCGCAUCUUCAUCUGCAAAGCUGUCACUUGGAGCCGAUUACCUAAAAGGUGUAUGUGAAACGGGGCUACGAACAUGGGGAGAGCAGCGGAAAUUUAGACAACCGGACGAAACUACCGCUUGUGACUGGGUGAGGAAUCGCUGCAGUUUAAGUGCCUGAAUUAUUAACGCGAUGGGAUUCGGGUGGCUUUGAAUAAUGUAGAUGUCAAUGUGUUAGCAAAGCUAACGAGAAGGGAAGUUGUGGUUUUCCAGUGAUGAGUUUAGGGGUCCUGAUUCCAGCUCUUUCGCUCAGCAUCAUCAGCAUCUCUCUCUGCUGGACAGGCGCAUGUUGUGUCGUACACGCGUGAUUGAACGACAUUGCAUUUCGUGCACUAGGUCGCAGUGUUACAUCAUAUAUUUUUGUGUUAAAGGAAGAUAUUUUCUUAUAUGUAGCCUAUCAUUUUAUUCUAGCGGACGAAUGUGAUUAUGGUUUAACAUAUGGGCAAUUUUCCAUUUAAUGUUAAUACCGUAUUGUUAAUUAGGCUGCUUGAAAUGACCUUCAUGACGUUGGGCACGUGGUGACAUGAUUUUACGGUUGAGUUAUCAGCCAUAUUAUUUAUUUAUAUAUCGUUAGGUAAAUGCAUGUUAUAUAUAUAUAUAUCAAGACAAAUAACUAAAAUAGACCCCAAAUCCCAGCUCAACUAUUUGCAGCUCAACUAUUUGAUGUCUCAAGUCCAAAAUAACGUUGUUUUCAUUCAUAUUGUUUGUGUGUGUGUUUGUUUCAGCUACACAUCCCCCUGAGGCUGCUUUGUGGGGGGCUGCUCUUCACCUGUAAUGCUGUGAUGUGGACGUUCCUCGCUAAGGCGCUCAGGUACUCUUCCUCCUCCACCCGAACUACUGUGACCACCACAGCUUCCAACUUCGUAUCUUCCGUAAGUACAUAUUUCCCUGUGGAAAAUACACUUAAAAUUGCUUAGAAAUUAUGUAUAGGCCUAAUAGCCUAUAAGGGUAACACAUAUUUUCCUUUUUAAGUGUUGUCAACAAUACAGAGAAGUAAGUGUAAUGACUGGUGCACUAAAUUGAAAUACCUGUAUUGUGCCACAGGCCUUUUUGGGGCAACUUAUCUUCGGGGAGACCCAGAUUGCGUUGUGGUGGGUGGGAAUCUCCCUCACAUUCUCUGGCCUCCUGGUGCUUCAGAGGGCGGCCCCCAACGACAGAGCCAGGAAGGACAAAUGACAACCUGUCGGAAGGCACAACUCAUUAACUGAUAUAGAAAGAAACCAGUAAUGUAACCUAUAGCCUACUAUCUGUGACAAACAAUAGCAUUUCUCGGGUGAAUGGCUGUCGUGGCAAAUUUGGAAGGUAAAGCACUGUCAAAACAUACCUAUGUAAGGAGCAUACAGUGAUUUAUGGUUUGUAACACUUUGACAUCAUCAGCAAUGUGUGCAUGACAUCGAUACUUCACCAUGCAUACACUCAGCCUCAGAUCACAAAAGCUUUAUUUUGCUCACAUAUCCUAAGAUGACACGCACUGUAAACUUCCACGCCAACAUUGAUCAUUGCAUGUUCAAGGUGAUGUGUGAACCAAAGUGAUAAGUCACACAAAUGCUGCUACUGCUGGACAUAAGCAAAUACAGCAAACACAGAUAUUCUCAUAGCUUAUUACAGUAUCAUACAUGAUGUGGCUCAGAGAAUACACUUCAUGGCCUUGAUAGGAACUUCUCCUCGGUUGUAUCAUGUUUAUAGCCUCAUAUCUUGAGGGCUUGACCCUCACACAGAGUUUUGACAUGUUUUGUGGAUUCUGAGGUGGAUUGGCCUUGCCUGCCUUUAUAGCAAAUGUCUAACAGAAAGUUCCUAACAAGGUCUAAACCCAAAUAAGUCAAACCAAAGUACACAAAUAUGUUGAUCCUGCCUGGUACCCACUGUAACCACAGCAAGUCUCUGUCAAUGCAGUGUGAAGUCAAACUGCUAAGUGGCCCAAAAAAAUCAUACUGACCUUCUCAGCUGCCUGUAAAGUGAUACGGUUUAGUUCACUCCAAAAUCAAAAUUUGUCAGACAUUUUCAAACCUCA